Messenger RNA from Rotaria sp. Silwood1, 542 nucleotides. NCBI's taxonomy places the organism in Eukaryota, Metazoa, Rotifera, Eurotatoria, Philodinida, Philodinidae. The record is from the annotation of a GenBank genome assembly.
UUCUUAUCUAGAAGAUACAGAUUUAUCUGUUAGUACCAAUGAACCUCAAACUAACAAUGAAAUAUGCACAAAGAAUGAUAAUGAAAGUAUGCUAAUAUUCAAUUUAGUUUUUAUUUUUAUUUUUUCAAUUUUGAAAAUUGAUUUGAUUAAUAUAAAUAAUAUUAAAUGAAAAUGUGUUUAUUUAUUUAGAACAAAGUCUUCUUCUCGAUGGAUUAACAUAUAUACAAGAUGAUGUUCAGUUAAUGCAUACUAGUGGUCAAAUAGCUGAAGCAUCGUUAAAUAAUGAAACUAGUACUGAUAUUGUUCAAUCUCGUACUCUAUCAAAUAAGAUAAAUAAUAUUGACGAACAAUCAGCUGCAACACAAUUAACAAGUGAUUGUUCAUCACCUCAAACAUCAGAUAUUGCACCGACUGUUACUAAUCCCACUGAAUCAACUUCACAAACAAUCUUGUCUUGUACUUAUACAUCAGUUGUACAUGUUCCAAAAUCGCCAACUGCAUUCGACACAAGUGAUGAAUCAGGUGAAGAAACUGGUGCAUAA